Myripristis murdjan (pinecone soldierfish) is the source of this 6599-nucleotide messenger RNA. It is a transcript of the gene arhgap32a, whose product is annotated as Rho GTPase activating protein 32a. Gene Ontology annotation, molecular function: protein binding; GTPase activator activity; phosphatidylinositol binding. The transcript has 22 exons. The record is from RefSeq and is a predicted model, not a curated record. The coding region runs from base 355 to 5550 and encodes 1731 amino acids. Gene Ontology annotation, cellular component: fibrillar center; Golgi apparatus; cell cortex. Lineage: Eukaryota; Metazoa; Chordata; Actinopteri; Holocentriformes; Holocentridae. Gene Ontology annotation, biological process: small GTPase-mediated signal transduction.
GGAGCCCCUGGGGGCAAAGCAGCCCGGCGCGCGGCCGAGCAACCAGUAGUGCGCGCGCCCGGUGACGAGUGCAGCUUCUCGGCGGCGGAGAGUCGAGGAGAGGAGAGAGGGACUCCCGAGCUGCCACGGCGGUGUCGCAGCCGGGUCUAGCUUCAACCUCGACACCAUCUACCUCAACACGGCGGCUCGUCUCUGCCCAUGUGUCGGUACAGCCCUGCGCCUGUCGGAGUGCGAUGCUGAAGCCAUGUUUCCUGGCCGAGGAGCUGUGCGCUGUGCCGCGUAGAGGAAGCGGCGGAGUGGAGCGGCGUGCCGGGCUUGCACAGUUACAGUGGGCAGUUGCGGUAAGGCAGUAUCAUGGAGGCUGGAUGUGUGGUUGCCGCGGUGAUUGAGAAUGCUGCCUCAGGACCCCAGGGAGAACCAGGAAGUGGUGACGUCCUUGAGGGAGCUGCGUUACCUCCUCCUGAACUGGACAAAGACGAUGCCUUACCUGAAGUUAUCAGCUGUAAUCCUUCAGGAGAGAAACCGCCACAGGAGACACCCACUGCCAUGAUGAACGAUGAGGUCACCGAGCACCCAGUCGAGCCCCUCCUGCGCUCCUGCGUCAGCACGGCGAGCAUGAAGGUCAAGAACAUGAAGAAGCUGACGUUCCCGAGAGGUCACUUUCCCAGGUUGGCAGAGUGUGCCCAUUUCCACUAUGAGAAUGUUGACUUUGGCAACGUGCAGUUGGCUUUUGCAGAGGGACAAGGUGAGGGACAGAAGGCUGGUCUCGACUCCAAAGAGCUGUUUUUCCUAGUGCAGAUCACUUGCCAGAGUCGAAACUGGCUGGUGAAGAGGUCCUACGAAGACUUCCGCGUGCUGGACAAACACCUGCACUUGUGCAUCUAUGACCGGCGCUUCUCCGAGCUCGCUGAACUGCCACGAUACGACACGUUAAAGGACACCGUUGAGUCAGUAACCACGAUGUUGGCAGCCUACCUGUCCCGCUUCUCAGCCAUCGCUGACAACAAGAUCAACUGCGGCCCGGUACUAACAUGGAUGGAGAUUGACAACAAGGGGAAUCAUCUUCUGGUGUCUGAGGAGGCCUCAAUCAAUGUCCCUGCCAUCGCUGCUGCCCACGUCACCAAACGCUACACAGCCCAGGCCACAGAUGAGCUGACCUUUGAGGUAGGGGACAUUGUGUCAGUCAUUGACAUGCCGCCUAAAGAAGACACUGGCUGGUGGAGAGGGAAGCAUGGCUUUCAGGUUGGAUUCUUCCCGUGUGACUGCGUUGAGCUGAUAAACGACAAGAUUCCCCCCAGUGUUCAGAGCUCAGUGCCAAAGCCAGUGUGUAAGAAGCACGGGAAGCUGGUUACGUUCCUGAGGUCUUUCAUGAAGUCCCGGCCGCCGCCACAGAAGCUGCGGCAGCGUGGCAUACUCAGAGAGAGAGUGUUUGGCUGUGACCUGGGAGAGCACCUACACAACUCAGGACAUGAAGUGCCCCAGGUGAUCAAGAGCUGCGCCGAGUUCAUAGAGAAGCAUGGAGUUGUGGAUGGGAUAUACAGACUCUCUGGAAUCUCCUCCAACAUCCAGAAACUGAGGCACGAGUUUGACUCAGAACAGAUUCCAGAUCUCAGUAGAGAUUUGUUCAGACAGGAUAUCCACUCAGUGGGCUCCCUCUGCAAGCUGUACUUCAGAGAGCUGCCCAACCCCCUCCUCACCUACCAGCUCUAUGACAGAUUCUCGGAGGCCGUGUCUGCAGCCACUGAUGAUCAGAGGCUGGUCAAAAUCCACAACGUCAUCCAGCAGCUGCCUCCCCCACAUUACAGGACUCUGGAGUUCCUAAUGAGACAUCUCUCCCGCCUGGCCACCUUCAGCUCCGUGACCAACAUGCACACGAAAAACCUGGCUAUCGUCUGGGCCCCCAACCUCCUCAGGUCCAGACAGAUUGAGUCGGCCUGUUUUAGUGGCACAGCGGCAUUCAUGGAGGUGCGGAUCCAGUCUGUGGUGGUGGAGUUCAUCCUCAACAACACAGAGGCUCUCUUCAGCCCCAAACUCAAUGCCAUCAUACGGGAGAGCACAGGUAACAACACCUUAUCCAGACCCAAGUCGCUGCUGGUCUGCUCCCCUUCGACAAAGCUGUUGUCUUUGGAGGAGGCUCAGGCCCGUACUCAGGCUCAGCUGGGCUCCCCAGUCACGACCCCCUGCCUCUCACACAGCGAUUACAUCGAGGUUGGCGAGGGACCCGGAGCUCUGCAGGGCAAGUUCCACACAGUCAUCGAGCUCCCGAUGGAGAGUAAGCGGGGUCUUGCUAAGGCUAAGAAGUCUCCUGUGGGAAACUGGCUCUCGUUUUUCCACCUCGGCAAGUCCCACUCUGUGUCUAAGCGUAAGCUGAAACGUCACCCCAGCGAGCCAAACGAGAUAAAGAGCAUUGCACUGCCAGGUGGGAGAGGAGAUAGUGGCACACUGCGCUCCACCAAGAGUGAGGAAUCUCUCACCUCUUUGCACAAUGUGGAAGGGGAACCUCAGAAUUACCGAACCCCUAGACCUCGUUCCACCAGUGAGGCCAUUUCUGCCGCCUGUAGAGACGACCUGCGCAACACCAGAAGUAAAGCUGACCACAGUGCUCACCUGCUGAAUAAGAGCCAUAAUGGUGCUGAUUAUGUUCCUACUACACCACGUGAUUCACCUCCACGUCAGGAAGAUGACCUUGACCUUUGCCCGCCGGCUCCAGGCAUCUCUACCUUGGACUUUGACCCCAUGUCCUUUCAGUGCAGCCCACCCGCAGCAAUACCUGGACUGCAACACAACAAGGAGAGCAGCAAAUGGAGGAAAAGUGUAGGAGAGUCAAGUGAAUCAGAGCCCAUUUCCUCCCCUAACAAAAUCGUUAGCAGUUCUCAGUCUCCAGAUAUUAGUCUGGUUUGUGGUAAAGGUGGAAAGAAGGUUACCAGACUGCACUCCCCUAAACUCAGGAAGAAGUCCUUUAAGACCCACCCUAUGGCUGAAGCAGAUGUUCAUAUUGCAUCUGCCUCCACACAACACAGUGUUUCUAAACCCCAGGGGGCAGCAUCUGCCUCUCCUCCACCUGUCCCUUCCUCUUCACCUCCACUGGAGAAGUGUGAAGCUCCAGUGACAGAUGGGAAGGAGUCCAGAGUCUCCUAUCAACCCUGCAGCCCACUCAGCACAGUGAGCCAGGCGUCAGCCCUCACGGACAUUAGUCAGUCUGCUCAGAACCUGCCUGAUCCAGGAACAGAUAGACUUAUGAGUUCAGUGUCUGUUCUCCCUCCUCACCCUCCCUUGACGAGUGCUGCACGCAAGUUGGCUUUGGCUCUCGCUGAAUCUGCCCAGAAAGCUAGUGACAGCUCACAGAGGAGAUGCACCCACAUCCAUGCCCCCUCAAAUCCUCUCCAGAGACAGGAAGCUCCUCAUGCCCAGGACAGACUGCCUCGGCCCUCUGUUCUCGAGCUCCAACCCUACUCCCAGGAGUACUGUGGCCCUCAUGUCUCUUCUAUCUCCCAGUGGCUACCCUCAGCCUGCACCCCUGUUGAGAGCCAUUGCUGCCCCCAUCCUGUUAAUUUCCUGCCUGCGCAUCUCAGCUCAGAACCGCUACAGGUCACUCAUGGGCAAGAAUCCAUGAGUAACUUCACGCCUAAUGUAAGCCCACUGGGGUCUGGAAGCUUAGAUGAAGGUAGUACAGAGAUGAGAGACCACAGAGAGCGGAAAGAACCACCGCUUAGAGAUAUGAAGCCUGAUGACACAGUGGCAGAACCCACCUAUCACAGUAUUGGCGUGUCAACACCCACUCAGCCAGUCUGCUCUCUUCAGAGCCCCUCAGCUUCUCCUGUCUAUGUCAACACUGACUCUAUCAAUGUCUUUAACUUCCGGACUGUUUUGGCUGAGACCUCAAUGCCUGCCUCAUUAGAGGAGGUCCUUCCACGUCCGUUGCAGCCGCCGUCAACCCACCACUACAGCCAAGAGGAAGAAAGACCUCUCGGGGCAGUUGAGGAUGUCUACAGUAAUCAUCAUAGACCUAGUCUGGCAGGUCGGAUGCCUGCACCGCACUGCCCUCGGCCCGACGCUCUGCCCCUUCACCUUUCAGGGCCUAAAAGCAUGUACAAGCAUGCCUCUGAAAGUCGCUACAGCACUUUAGGCUUAAAGCAGCCUUUGUCACCUCAGUACAGACGUUGCCCCAGAGAUGAGCACCUUGUCAGUGACCACCACAGGCAGCAAGGACAAUGGCAGAGGUCAGAUGAUAGAAUAGUUGGGCACCCGGCUAUCCGGAGGGCUCGCUCCUUCCAUGCUCCUCAGAUUAGUCACUAUGAACUGGCAGAAACAGAGGUCCUACCUCCUGAUACCAUGUUUUAUGUCCAACAGCCAGCCACCCAGGAGGCACCUUAUCAGUGGCUGGUACAGUCUGGCCUGCAGCCUGUUCGGCCAUACUUUGACAAGGGGCAUGCUGAGUACCGCUACAGCCCUUACUCAGAUAUCAGCCCGGUAGAUAGUUCUCACUAUUAUGUGGAUCCCUACCGACCAAGUGGUAUUCGACACAGUCAGUCCUAUACUAUGCGUUCCACAAGGGAUAGUGGAAAGUCUGAUUACUACAACUACCCUCCACACCACGCCCCUCCUGCAAACAGGUCACUCUACAUCGAGAGCAGGGACACAGUUGUUUACAAGGCAAGAGAUGCAGAAGUUUUUGAAAGAGUUGUCUAUCAACCAGUCAAGCAAGAGAACAGAUACAGGCAUAAAGCUACUAGUCCAGCUAUGUGUCCCUAUGAGAGUCCCCUUUCACCAACUGAUUUCAGAAGUAGAGAGAUAAUGCACACGAGGAGCAAGUCAGACCCAGGAAAUGCCUGCCUUCUCUCCACUAACAGGGCAGAAGGCCAACACGAGGUAGUAGCUACAUCCCCAACCUCCUCAGAGCUCCAACAGGCAGACCCUGAGGUCAUCAGGCAACAGGGUGGUCACCAGUCUAUUGACGAACCAGUCCCAAGCAGGCAAGAGAGGCAAGAGUGUGUGUCCAGGAGGAUUCAGAUCAAAGAGAGCUCCUCCCAGCCUGUCCAGUCACAGCAGCAGCCACAGCUGCGCAAAGUCCCCUCACUUCCAGAGAGGGGCUGUCCAAAUCUCAAGAAUGCUGAGCACAAUGACCGAAGCCAUUCACGACGCUGUGGCCAGGAUAGAUUAACUAUGACCAAUACUGUCAACAGCUCCUCUGGUAUUUUGAAACCUAGCAUCCUCAGGAGACCAGGGCGAUCACAAAGUAUCAAAGAAAAUUGUCACUACUACCAUUACCACGCUAAAUCCCCUCUGGAUCCAGAACACCAAGGAUCCUUUUCCACUCAGCCCAACAGAAGGACUCAGAGCACUAAAGUCAGGCCCACAUACUAUGACCACAUGGAAGGGUAUUAUGCAGCUUCCAAACCUAAACCCACAAGAUCUGGUAAAGCUGUGGCUGGAUAUUUCCCUGGUCAGGGCUGCAUGUCUCCCCAUAGAAACAGACUGCUGUCCAAGGCUCUAGGUCAUGGGGCUUUUCAUCAUGCUGGACUGAGAUCAGAGGCUGGGGUCUAUGAGUGAUUCUCACCACUGUUUUUAUCUAAUUCCACACCGGGGCCAAAGGAGAACAGCACUUUAUCCUCUGCCAGACCAACAGACUAUUGUGUUUAAAGCGUGUUUAUUUUAACCUUCAGGAGCCACUGAAUGAUAGUGUGAAGUGGGGCCAAUGCUGGGGCUCAUAACGCUUGUAGUAUAAUAUAUUGAGAUGGGAAUUGAGGGAGCUCAAAGAGAGUAAAUAAAUCCUAUGCAGAUACUGUCAUAAAUUUAGGGAUUUUUUGGAACAGAGAGCUACAGAAAGAAGCAUGUUUGAUAAAAUGGUGGCUGACAUCUUCUAUUUUUUGUCUAAACAACAUGAGAUGAAAAGGUGCAGUAACAACUGGUUUUGUGAUUAUGAUUUUAAAAUACUAGGAAUGUGUCUAAAAUAACUGUCAUUUUAAAUGUAUCAUAUUUGUAUAAAUAAUAAAUAGCUAGCAUAUGUGGCCAAUGUACUGUACAUUAUUUUUUUUCUAUCUUAGCCUGGGUUGUAAUUACCUUAUUAAGUUAAUUAUGGCCCAGACUUGAACAUGCACUUUUGAGGCUGUGUAUUAAACACAUUGUCUUACUUAAUCUGGUGUACAUGAUGCUCCUUGAUAUUUUUUCUGGCAACAUAAUCAAUGUGACAAGUUUGGUAAAUCAGCACUUUUGAUGGUAAAAUGGAAGAUACUGAUCACAUUAUUUUUAACUUAUGACAAAGGGGACAUUGACUAAUGUAAUCAUAAAAUACCAAGGAGUACAAUGAUUUCUGUUAAGCUGAAAAAUACCAUGGUAAAAUAUGCUAGACAUAAAUGAGAAUCAACUUACUCAUUAGGAAAGUAUAUUUUGUAUGCCAUUGUGGUUUGUCACAAAAUGAGUUUCUCUUUUUCCUCCUUUUAGGGAUCUUUUAACAAUGUGGUGUUUUACAUAUGGUGAUGUUUUAUUCAUUAAAUAUGCUAUUUCAGAUCCAACCCUGUAGAAGAUGAUAUUCUGUUAAGACAUAAUAAAUGGUUUAUUUUAAUGAGAGUCUUAAAAAAUAAAGAUAUAUUAUAACUGAU